AUGAAGGGAGCAUCGGUAACAGCAGAGAAGCCUUACGAUAUUGAACGGCCGAUUGAUGAUGGUCUGCUUUUCCCGGGUCUUUUACCUAAUGAGUCAAAAGGACUUGCCAAGAAAGUAAUCGCAUUCGUGAAUGCCAUAAGAUUCUCACCUGAGGUGAGCAACGGUCUUGACUAUGCGGGCCUUGGUGCCCCUCUAUGUGUCAAGUACAUGUUUGCUGAUGAAGCCUGUUUUCAUGGCGUCAUGGCUACGACUAUCCUACAUCUCAAUAAUCUGACAAGCAAGCCAGAGGGGUUGUUUGAGGCAAGGCGUCAUAUCUCACACACCUUCCGCCUAGUGCAUCAAAAGCUAUCUGGCCAGAGUGCCGUUACUGAUGAGACCAUCGCAGUCAUAGUCAGCAUGACUCAGUAUGAACAUUACCAACAUCAGUAUCAACAGGGGUCUGUUCAUGUUCAAGGUCUACGACGGAUAGCUCAGUUGCGAGGUGGUUUGCUACAGCUCGUCACAGGGGGCUCUGGCUUGGCACAAAAAAUGCUGCGGUAUGGUUAA
Aspergillus udagawae is the source of this 546-nucleotide messenger RNA. RefSeq lists its product as uncharacterized. The coding region runs from base 1 to 546 and encodes 181 amino acids. The record is from RefSeq and is a predicted model, not a curated record. NCBI's taxonomy places the organism in Eukaryota, Fungi, Ascomycota, Eurotiomycetes, Eurotiales, Aspergillaceae. The transcript is spliced from 3 exons.